Molecule: messenger RNA, 492 nt
Organism: Naegleria fowleri
Lineage: Eukaryota; Heterolobosea; Eutetramitea; Acrasida; Naegleriidae
Exons: 3
Coding region: 1-492 (163 amino acids)
Biological process (GO): cobalamin metabolic process
Source: RefSeq, a predicted model, not a curated record
AUGAAGAACCACAGCAGAUACACCGUCGUACCGCCAACCAUCAUUAAUUUUGUGAAUGAUGACCACAACAAUACGGAUUCGUUUGUCAUUGAAUAUUCGAUUCAUAAAUGUCCCAAUUUAUUGAAAUCCGAUAUGAAGAAUAUAUUUCCAAAGAUGAAACAACAUUUUGACAAGUACCAAUUGUACAUUAUUCCGACAUUUCAGCCAGUUUCAUGCUCCUUGUUUGUGUUCGAUGAGAAGAGCGAGAAGGAGAAGGAUGAAAAAUUGAAACGGUUCUUGCGAUUUAGUGAAAAACUCAAAAGAUUUAUCGAACAGCAAACAAAUUCAAAAGAUUUAAUGUGGUGUGAUUAUACGGAUCCUGUGACAGGAUAUCCUGUACUUUCAGAAAGAGGAGGAAUGCUGUACAGUGAUGUGGAUGGAUGUGAAUUCUUGUUAAAGAGCUAUACUUUUAUCCUGCAACCUUUUUUACCACCUGUCCUCCUGAGAAGCUAG